This is a messenger RNA of Symbiodinium pilosum, 663 nucleotides long. Lineage: Eukaryota; Dinophyceae; Suessiales; Symbiodiniaceae. The record is from the annotation of a GenBank genome assembly.
AUGACUAAGAAAUCUGUGCCCACGUUCUGCGCCACGAUUGCCCAUUGCACGCCCGAGAAGAAGAAUGAUUAUUUGCAGCAGAUGAUCAUGAACGCGGCCUACGAAAGGGCCAGAUCGGGCGAGUUGGAAAUCGAUGGAGCUCCCAUUUUUGGCCCGGUAGUUCAGGACAUGAGAGCUCUGGACGCGCAGGCUGCCGCCAGCGAUGUCCAAGGUGAGUUCAAGGUCUGCACAGUCAUUCAAGGCACGCUGGUGAUCAAGCACGCCUAUGUGAGCAAAUUCUCUGCCAUGCCUGGCUUUGCAGAGAAGCUGGAGAGCCAUGACGACCUCUACAACAAGGAGAAGCUCCAGGCUGCUGAUGCCAGGGUGGAAAGAGAACCUCUGAAAAAGGAAAAUGUGGGCAAGCCUGCCGAGUGCAUCUUGGUCGAGUUCACAGAGGAGAUGACGAGCGAGAAACUUGCUUCUUUGCCCAACCCGCACAUCCUGCAGAUCACGAGCGAGGUGACGUUGGUCGCUGAUGAGGCUGGCAGCCGGAUGUGGGCCGAGAUAGAGCAAGCAUUCACGGCGGCAGACGGGCGAGCGCUCUUCUCCUCUGGCAGUGGGUGCUUCUACGAAGCUGCAGAUGCGCAAGAAUACUUCAGCGACGGCAAUGGGCGGUGGCUCUCA